UUGAUGUCCACAGUUAAACAUACAGAACAGUUUUUGUUAGAAAUUAGAAUAGCCCGGAGGACAUUUGGAGCAUGCAAUGAGUGCUUGAAUCACAACCUGUACUGAGGGGAAACGGGCUCUUUUUAAAAAGAGGGGGGAAGUCUGAUUUUAAGCCCAGAACGAAACGCACCGCGGCUCAAUGCACAUUGUGGAUUACCUUUUCCCUGCGUGAAAAAGAGAAAGCAAGGUGUUCAUUUUUUUUUUUUUUUUUCCAGGAGCUGAAAACUAAUGAAUCGAUGAGAGAAGGGCUGUGCAGACCCCCCGCUGUCCUGUGAGAUUACUGUGGCACUCUUAAAGGAGAAGGCGAGACUCCGUCGGCAGCAGCAGCAGCAGCUCGGAACCGAGCCAUGAUUAGGACGCUUACGGACAGCUUCAGAGAAGAUGCACCUCGACCCCCGGUACCAGGGGAAGAAGGAGAGUCCUCAUGCCAGCGCAAGUUCGCCAUGAAAACCCAAAAGGCGAAGACAACCGUGGCACCCCUCUCCUCGGACGCCGCGCCGCGGAGGAACGAGGGUGAUCUCGGGGAGCCCGAAGGCAGCGCCUCCCCGGACUCCCCACUCUCUCGGUGGACUAAGUCGCUGCACUCGCUCCUGGGCGACCAGGACGGAGCCCACUUGUUCAGGAUCUUUUUGGAACGCGAGAAAUGCGUUGACACUUUGGAUUUCUGGUUCGCCUGCAACGGGUUCAGGCAAAUGGACCGCCAGGAAACCAAAACUCUACGAGUUGCCAAAGCUAUUUACAAGAGGUAUAUCGAGAACAACAGCAUCGUUGCCAAGCAGCUGAAACCCGCCACGAAAACCUACAUAAGGGAUAGUGUUAAGAAGCAACAGAUCGACUCUGCGAUGUUUGAUCAGGCGCAGACCGAGAUUCAGACAACGAUGGAGGAGAACGCGUACCAGAUGUUUUUGACUUCUGAGGUUUACCUCGACUACGUGCGGGCUGGGGGCGAGAACCCGGCGUGCCCGACCCUGAACGGGCCAGGGAGUCUGAAAGUCGUGUGUGGCUACUUGCCUACCCUGAACGAAGAGGAAGAGUGGACUUGCAACGAUUUCAAAGCCAAGGCGCUGGCAUCUAUGGUGGGACUAUCUUCAAAAUCGUUGCGGGCAACCGCUUCACUGAGAACUACGGAAGUCAUUGAAAAUGGUUACAGGUCCUAUAGACGCAAGGACCCUGUCAACCCCUACCAUGUCAAUUCUGGCCAUGUGUUUGCUCCUGUGACCAGUGCGAACGACAGUGAAAUAUCCAGCGAUGCAAUGACUGAUGAUUCCAUGUCCAUGACUGACAGCAGUGUAGAUGGGAUUCCUCCGUACAGACUGGGGAAGAAGCACUUACAGCGAGAGAUGCAGCGCAGUGUCAAGAUGAACGGCCAGGUCUCGCUGCCUCAUUUUCCCAGGACACACCGGCUGCCCAAGGAGAUGACUCCCGUGAACCCAGCCUCCUUCGCUGCGGAGCUCAUCGCCCGGCUGGAGAAGCUCAAGAGGGAGCAGGAAACCAUGAGCAGCCUGGAGGAGAGGCUGCAGCAAAUCAAAGAGGAGGAGGAGAAAGAGGACACUGAGGUGCCAGCUGGGAGCGGGCAGGCCGCUCAGGAGGCAGCGCACUCCCAGCCUCACUCCCUGGCUCUGCUGCCGUCGUCUGGCAGCUGCGAGGAAGACCCCCAGGCUAUCCUGGACGAGCACUUGUCGAGGGUGCUGAAGACACCGGGGUGCCAAUCUCCAGGGGUGGGCCGCCACUCCCCCCGCUCCAAAUCCCCAGACCACCACCACCCCCUGCACCGGGGCAGCGUGCCGUCACUGCCGUACCCCCUGGGCUCCAAACCCUUCGUCACAAAGCAGUCCACCAAACAUGUUCACCACCACUACAUCCACCACCACUCGGGGCCCAAGAGCAAGGAGCAGAUCGAGGUGGAGGCUGCCCAGCGGGUGCAGUGCCUGUGCCCGGGCAGCACGGACUACUGCCCCUACCCCAAAUGCAGAAGCCACUCGAAAGACCAGAACGCAGGGCAAGGGGAUCAGUACGGAUUUGGCAGUCGGUCUAGCACGCUGUCUAAGAGGAGCUGCAAAGCCAGUGAGAGCUCCGCGCUUCCCAACGGGGAUGGGGGGGCGGGCUCCGGGCAGCUCCCCUCGGACGGGACGGACCGCUCCCACAGCGUCUGGCAGUGGAUGUUGGAGGGGGAGAGGCAGAGCAAGCACAAAACACACAGCACUCAAGGUACGAAGAAGACAUAUGGCUCCGACUCGAGAGGAGCCCCCGGGGAGAAGUCCGGUCGCCAGCACUUGUGGGGGAGCGGCGGUCACCAGCGGACACACCAGCCAGCCCACCCCUUCAUCCAGGACCCGGCUAUGCCCCCCCUGCCACCCCCCAACACCCUGGCACAGCUGGAGGAGGCCUGCCGACGCCUGGAGGAGGUGUCCAAGCCAGCCAAACAGAGGUAUUCAACAUCAAGCCUUCAGAGAGACAGGAGUCACCCAAGUACUUCGCAAAGUGGAGUCCCGCCUUUAUCAAGUCCUGGACUUCAAACAGAAGAACACAAAGAACCAAAGAGAGCGCACAGUGGUCCCAGUGGCCAGGCCAGUGAGAUGGUGGUUACAUACUUUUUCUGUGGCGAGGAGAUCCCCUACCGGAGGAUGAUGAAGUCGCACUGUCUGACGCUGGGGCACUUCAAGGAACAGCUCCGGAAAAAAGGAAAUUACAGGUACUACUUCAAGAAGGCCAGCAGUGAGUUUGACUGCGGGGCGGUUUUCGAGGAGAUCUGGGAGGACUGCACGGUCUUGCCCAUGUAUGAGGGCAAGAUUCUGGGGAAAGUGGAAAGAGUGGACUAAAGAGAAAGGACUUUUGAAGAUUCUUUAUUAAGCUAAAGAGGUAUAUCCAGGAGACCACACAUUUUGAAGGAAAAAUGAGCCAAUGAAGAAGUAAUAAUAAUAGUAAUAAUAGGAACCGAAGUGGAUGGAAGACUUGCCAGAGCAGCCUGACAGCAGCAGGGAUUGCGUUGAAGGUUCAUAAAGUUGGUGUGCAGAAAUAUGAAGAGCUCGGAACUGUGUAUAGCUGGAAAAAAAAAACAUGACCACUGAUUGGUUAUUGAAGACGCUGACCAUUGCAAAAAAGACUAUUGUAAAAACUGUGGACUUCCUGAGGAGAAGGAAUUGACGGGUGUGGAACCGGACUGUGCGUCUGCCUUAUAUAUAAUAUUAUUAUAACCCUUAAUAUAUAUUUAUUAAACUGUCACCCCCCCCUGUCCCUGCCCCGACUCCACCGUGUCCAGAUUAUGGAUAUGCUGCUUCAAACAAAACUUAUCUUUCUGAUUUUACAAGGGUUUAAUUACAGCGCUUCAUUUUUAUUUUUUUUUAAAGCGCCCAGCUGUGCAAAAUGUUUCCCCCCCCCCCGAAGAUGAAUUAUGAAAGUAUGACUUGCACCUGUUGAAUCCACUGGUGUAGAAGUGGUCCAGUCUGAAUCGCUAGGGUUCACACUCUCUCAUUCUGGAAUAGCAGGUCUUUAUAUGUUGCCUCUAGUGCCUCCCUGUGGCCGGGCAUUGCACAGACUAAAUAAGAAUUCAAACAGCCUGGAACACACGACCUAUAUCACAAGACACGUCUCAACGUGUUAAUUAUGAAAUAAGAAUUCAUUCAUUAUUUAAAAUAACAACAGCAAACAAGUUUACAUUGAAGUAUCAGGAGCCCCAAAAUACCAUUGCGUAUUUAAUGAUCACCUGUAUCCAGGAAAUAUUAUUGUGUAUUAAAGAAUGUGUGUCUCUCACACACACACACAGACACACACACACACACACAGACAGUUUGUAAAAGAAAACAACACUCCGCAAUCGCAUUUUGUAGAUUUUUUUGAUUUAAAACAUUAUCUAAGAGGAAAUGUACAUAUUGUCACGAUUGUAUUGUAAGAGUUGUAAUACACCAUGGGUUAUGCUGAAGUGGUACAGUACCUGUGCCUGCAUGGUGUCACAAUGCCAUGUGUUGCCCUGUGUUCAGGGCUCAAUAUUCCCUUGCUUUUUUAAGGGGCUUAUGUUUUUAAAGAUGUUUUUGUCAGUCUUGCAAUGUCGUUUCUUUUUAUUUUUGUCAUGGCAUUUUUGUUCUACUUUAAACUGUAAAUUAUGCAUUAUCAAAAGAGUUUCCUUAAAAGAAUACUUGGUACUUUAAUUAUUGUAAUUAUUAAGAGA
Polyodon spathula (Mississippi paddlefish) is the source of this 4204-nucleotide messenger RNA. Its product is annotated as axin-2-like. The transcript has 11 exons. The coding region runs from base 387 to 2858 and encodes 823 amino acids. NCBI's taxonomy places the organism in Eukaryota, Metazoa, Chordata, Actinopteri, Acipenseriformes, Polyodontidae. Gene Ontology annotation, biological process: negative regulation of canonical Wnt signaling pathway. The record is from RefSeq and is a predicted model, not a curated record.